Messenger RNA from Lottia gigantea (owl limpet), 1845 nucleotides. RefSeq lists its product as hypothetical. Bases 1 to 1239 code for a protein of 412 amino acids. The record is from RefSeq and is a predicted model, not a curated record. The transcript is spliced from 3 exons. Lineage: Eukaryota; Metazoa; Mollusca; Gastropoda; Lottiidae.
AUGCAGGAAUUUAAUAUUUCGAAAACUACUAAAACUCACAAAGUACAACCUGCCAUAGUAACUGUACUGGUUGUAGUGAUAAUUAUUUCUAUCAAAACCGAUUUCUUAACCAUAAACACACACAUGUUUUUGUCUCUCACUGAACCCUUUAAUGAAAAACAACAAUGCCCAAAUGUUCUGGGACAUAUGAUGGAAGGUGUUUGGAAACAAAAGGCAAUGAGUUUGAAGGAAACCAAUGAUAUAGAAUUGUUCUUGGAUGAUUCGAGAAAGCAACAUGGAUUAAAUGUAACAUUGCAGAGAAACGAUUCAAAAUGUGGUAAUGUGUCCUUCCCUCACAAAACAGGUUCGAAAAUGCAAUGGUUUCGUGGUUUGUGUGACAGGAAAGGGAAUACGCCGUGUUGCUUUAAUAACCAAUGUGUAAAUAGAUCUCCAGACCAAUGUCGAUGUAAGGAUUGUUAUGAUAUGAGACAACAAAUACACGCAGAGUACUCCGACUUCAUCUCUAAAGACCAACGAUGUCAAAUAAAACAAUUUAAUUAUAUUGAGGCUUGUGAUCUACUUACUAAUGCAACACUAGCCUUUGUCGGCGAUUCAUACAUACGCCAUAUUUUCACCGCUGUUUUACUGUUUCUGAGAAAUAAUUAUGUGGACGGAGCUUUGAGCCAAAAUGUGAAAAAAGAUAUCUAUGACCAAUGCACUGGAAUGUAUAUGUUCACAGAAAAAGUAUGCCGAAAUCAUUUAGACCAAUGGAAAACUUCCGAUAUUUGUGGUGGGAAAGUUAAUCUCCUAUUCCGUUACUUUUAUUCUAGUGCCUUUGGGUCGCAAGCUACAAAUUUCAUUCAGAAUCGGAUGUAUAAUAAGUCAAGAAGUUUAUUCUUAUUUGGUGUUGGCCUCCAUGAUAGUUUUAAUACGACCAAUAUUAAAUCUAAGCUUAUCACCCCAAUUUAUCAAUUGAGUAAAAAGACUCAGUGGCCCAAAUUAUUAUGGGCAACCCCUCACCAACCUGGUAUUUUGAAAAAUGGAAAUAUAGAAGUUCAAUCUAAAGCAAAAGUCAAGGAAUUCAUCUCUAAAAUGAACGAUAUAUUAUCACCUUUGAAUAUCCCACAAUUUAAUACUUAUGAUAUGACGAACGGUGUCAUGAGUUUCGAUGGUAACCAUUAUGGUAUCGGUGUCAAUUUGUUGAAGUUUCAAGUUUUACUGAAUUACAUUCAGGAAUUGAAAAAUAACGGACAAUGGUAGUGAUAACAUUUAGUGUUUUCAAUGAAUGACCAAUCAGAUUUAUUAACACCAACAAAUAUUACGCGAGUUAUUAUUUCAAGCCAGCAAUCAUAAGUUACGCAAUCAUAAUAUAAUACAUUUAGCAACAGAUUUAUUGACUCCAAAUAUUGUGUUCAUGCUAGCUAUCAAUAGUAACCUAAUCCUGUUUCCGCCAACGCAACAGCAUAGAUACACAUGUCAGGUGCGGGAAGACAAAAGGUGAAGUAAGGAUGAAUGGUACAAUGUUGUUCUUGGGUAAGGGACAUCACUCAGUUUCUAUCUUCAUUCAGACUACAAAUGAGGACGAUAACGACAACCCGGAUCAGUGUCAAGUAAAAACGAAAAAAUGAUUGCCCUCCUCAAAAAAUUGUAAAUACUCCAAUGUCUUAAGCCUACCAUUCUGUCAUAUUUCAUAUUGGAUUAUUACUUGACUGCAAAGAAGAAAAGAUCACGAGCACUUGACAUUCCCUUGUUUAAAGCAUCAUAUCACAUUUCCGCAUUUUUAAGAUGUGCAGAUGUCAAACCCACUUCAAUCAAACCCUAUUUCAGAAUUCUUCUGGCUGCAAAUAAUAAAGAUAAUACUUUCCC